AUGUCGAGUUUUGAUGAAAAAGCCCGAUUCUGCAUAACCGACCCGAAACCCGGCUGGCCUUUGCUUCAGAAAGUCAGCUCGAAAGCUCAACCGUCAAAGGAUGCAAGAAAAAUAUCGGUCGUGAAGUGGGUUAUGACGAGUUUGCCACGUCGUUCUCUGUCCUUACCCGCAUUUCCCGAGUUCGCCAUGUCAGCAUGUACGAACGAGAGAGUUAUUAUCGAAAGAGAAUAUUUCGAGCUUUUGCUUGACAAGUGUAACUCGAUUGGAUGCAGAGUUUUCGGUUAUGAUGGAAUCUUAUCGGGAAAGGCGGAUGCAAUUCCGUGUACAAAGGCAUUCUUCCGGAAGGAAAAACCGGUUGCCGUAAAAGUUCUAAAGUCGUGUAAAGAAUCGUUAAAGAACUUCAUGCUCGAGCUCGAUAUAAUUACGUCGAUAAACCACAAAAGAAUCACGCCAUUGCUCGGAAUUUGCGUAAAAGAUAAUGAGUUCAUAUCUGUCUACGAAUUCUUGCCUAAAGGAAGCCUCGAACAAAAUCUACACGGUGAGGGACCGAAAGGAAAAAUCGAUAUUGUCAUAAUGUCAUGGGAUUCGAGGUUUUGGAUAGCUUUCGGUAUUGCUGAAGCUCUUCAUUACUUACACAAUGAGUGCUCAAAGCCUAUUAUUCAUAGAGAUGUCAAGUCUUCAAAUAUACUACUAACUGAAGAGCUAGAGCCGCAGUUGUGCGAUUUCGGACUAGCGAUGUGGGGACCCACAUCGUCGUUUUUCUUGAUGGAUAGCAAUUUAGUCGGCACGUUCGGAUAUUUGGCUCCCGAGUAUUUCAUGUACGGAAAAAUAAGCGACAAAAUCGACGUGUACUCGUUUGGCGUGGUUUUGUUGGAGCUGAUUUCAGGGAGAAAAGCCAUUGGUUUAGAGAGCACAAAAGCUCAAGAAAGUUUAGUCAUGUGGGCAAAACCCAAACUAGAAAAUGGGGAGUUGAACUUAAAGAGCAUAUUGGAUCCAUGUUUGGAUGGCAAAUAUGAUGAAGUUCAAAUGAAGAGAAUGGCUCUUGCUGCAAAACUUUGUCUAAACCAAGCGGCCCGGACUCGGCCCGGAAUCGAAAAGGUAAUUUAAGCCCUCGGGCUGAGUUCGAAACCCGAUCGACUCGCCUCCUUUCGACAAGUUUAGUGCUUAAUUACGAAAGAGCUCCUACAGUUUUAGGCUAAAUACAAAGUACCGUCCAUUAGAUUUUGAAUAUUUUCUUCAAUUAUUACUAUGUUAGGAGUAGUUUCGUCAUUAUGGAAGAUUCAACGCUGCUAAUGUGGUCAGAGUUCUGAGUCGUGAGAUCACACGUAGUGUGUUGAUCUAACAUACCAGACUCUUGUCCACAUGAGCAUAUACGAAUUUGAAUUUGUAUAUGAAGAAAUACCCUUAAGUUACAAUCUAUUUAUAAGAUUACUCAAGGAACUUUCAAAUUGCACACUGUGAGAAUAUGAGA
Molecule: messenger RNA, 1471 nt
Organism: Striga asiatica
Lineage: Eukaryota; Viridiplantae; Streptophyta; Magnoliopsida; Lamiales; Orobanchaceae
Source: the annotation of a GenBank genome assembly